Molecule: messenger RNA, 2195 nt
Organism: Peromyscus leucopus (white-footed mouse)
Lineage: Eukaryota; Metazoa; Chordata; Mammalia; Rodentia; Cricetidae
Product: zinc finger protein 58-like
Exons: 4
Coding region: 707-2038 (443 amino acids)
Biological process (GO): regulation of DNA-templated transcription
Source: RefSeq, a predicted model, not a curated record
GAUACAAGGUCUCUUUAAAUUUCCCAGUCCACAUCUGGCCUGUGGUGGAGCACUCCUUUAAUGUCAGCACUAGGAAGGCAAAGGGAGACAGAUCUGUGAGUUUAAGGCCAGUGAGAGUUACAGAGAAAUUUCCCAGUCCAGACCAUCACCUCUGGUCCAUUUGGCAAGGAAACCGCAGCGCAGCUAGGAGCAAGGAUUGACAGAUGACGGCUGGUUUGAAAAUCAUCUUUAAAAGGCACUUCUCAUUCCCACAUUAGUGUAUUGCUUCAUUAGUUUAGAGUAAAACAGAGUCAACGUGAUUUUUAAACGCUGUAAUAAGAUUCAAAUCACAAAAUAUGGGCCAUAAAUUUACAAGGCUAAUAUUCCUGUCAAAGGCUCGACUCACACUCAUGUUUCUUAUGUUGUGGAUCUGGAGGUGAACACCAGGCUCAUGCCUCAGGGAUGUCCUGCUGACUCAGCUUCUUCCUCCAAUACUCUCCAGCAAGCAACCAGAUUGGAAUCCACAGUAGGAGAAAAGGCCACACCUGGGAUCCCACAAUUCUUUCGCAUAGACUUCUGGGAAAUGUAGUCUGCGGCACUGUGACAUCACGGUGAGCCAUCCAGGAAAUUCCCUCCCGGACUUGAGUUCAACGGUGUGCAACUUUCCCAAAGUUGUGUGAGAGUCCGGCCUGCUGUACAUUCCUCUUGCGUCUCUGAUCUCAAGGAAAUGCUGUCCUUCUGGGAUGUGGCCAUUGAGUUCUCUGCAGAAGAGAGGGAAUGCCUGGAGCCUGCUCAGUGGAAUUUGUACAGGGAUGUGAUGUUGGAGAAUUACAGCAACCUUGUGUUCCUUGGACUUGCUGUGUCUAAGCCACACCUGGUGACACUUUUGGAGCAAAGACAAGACUCUUCAGAUGUGAAGAGACAAGCAGCAGCCAACGUGCAGCCAGGAACAACACCCAAUGAUUAUAACAUUUUCAACAAGGCCAUUGAUUGUAAAUCACUGUAUAUUCCACACCAGAGAAUUCAUACAAGGGAGAAACCCUAUAAGUGUGAAGAGUGUGGUAAGGGUCUUAGUUCUCAUAAAACACUUUCCAUACACAAGAGACUUCAUACUGGAGAAAAAUCCUACACAUGUAAAGAAUGUCAUAAGGCCUUCAAUACUCGUGCAUCACUUUUUAUACACCAGAAAAAUCAUACUGAUGAAAAAUCUUACAAGUGUGAAGAAUGUGGUAAAUCAUUUUACUAUCCUUCAAUGCUGAAGCAACAUCAAAGAAUUCAUUCUGGAGAGAAACCCUACAAGUGUGAAAAAUGUGGCAAAGCUUUUUAUGAUCCUUCAUUCCUGAAACAACAUCAAAGGAUUCAUUGUGGAGAGAAACCCUACAAGUGUGAAGAAUGUGGCAAAGCUUUUUAUGAAUCAUCAUUCCUUCAGGUACAUCAACGAAUUCAUACUGCAGAGAAACCCUACAGGUGUGAAGAGUGUGGCAAGUGCUUUUGUUCAUCUUCAUCUCUUAGAGGACAUCAAACAAUCCAUUCUGAAGACAAUCCCUACAAGUGUGAAGAGUGUGGCAAAAAGUUUUCUUACUUUGCACACCUCAAACAGCAUCAGACAGUUCACACUGGAGAGAAAUCUUACAAGUGUGAGGAGUGUGGUAAGUGCUUUUCCUUAUCUUCAUCCCUUAGACGACAUCAAACAAUUCACUGUGAAGACAAUCCCUACAAGUGUGAAGAGUGUGGCAGAUGUUUUUACUCAUCUUUAUCCCUUAGAAGACAUCAAAUAAUCCAUUCUGAAGAUAAUCCUUAUACAUGUUUACAAUGUGGCAAACGGUUUUCCUAUUCUAGGAGUCUUCAAGAACAUCAAACAGUUCAUACUGGAGAGAAACUAUACAAAUGUGAGGAAUGUCACAAAGCUUUUCGUUACCACUCAGGCCUUAGGAAACACAAGAGAGUUCAUACUGGAGAGAAACUAUACAAGUGUGAAGAGUGUGAUGAUGUUUUUCCUCAUCUUCAUCCCUUAGACGACAUAAAAAGGAAAAAAGAAAAUUCUAAAGAGAAUCUCUAAAAGUGUGGGUAAUGUGAUAAAGACUUUGCUAAUUUUUGUAUCCUUACUCAACAUAUGAUAUAGUUCAUACAGGAGAGAAAUCCUACAAGCGUUCUUAAAAUUUUAUUUCUUCAACCUUUAAAACACAUUAAAUGAUUCAUUCUGACUGUAAACUCCA